AUGAACAAAGACAAGGAAAAAGAAAUUAUUGAACGAUUUACCGAGAAUCUCAAUAAAAAGGAAAAAGUUAAUGAAUUAGCAGUAAUUGGACGAGAGGGGGAAAUUAAACAGUUAAUUUAUAUUUUGUCACGAAUGAUGAAAAAUAAUCCGUUGCUGAUUGGUUAUCCAGGUGUAGGAAAAACUGCCAUAGUUGAAGGAUUAGUUCAAAGAAUUAAGCAGGAGCAAGUACCUGAUUAUUUGAAAGGAAAAACUGUCUAUCAACUUGAUAUGAUGUCCUUAAUGGCCGGAACCAAAUUUCAAGGCGAGUUGGAAGAAAGAUUAAAAGUCAUCUUUAAUUUUAUGGCUCGACCGGAAAAUAACGCUAUCCUUUUUAUUGAUGAAAUUCAUUUGAUUGUCGGGGCUGGUCGCAGCCAAGGAGCACUCGAUAUUGCUAAUCUCCUAAAACCGAUGCUUUCCCGGGGCGAAAUUCAAUGUAUUGGUGCAACCACUCAGGAAGAGUAUCGACAAUACAUUGAAAAAGAUGAGGCACUAGUACGACGUUUCAACACUAUUUCUGUUCAUGAACCAAGCCCAAAAGACACGUUAAGGAUUUUGCAGGGCAUUCGUAAUUACUUUGAGAUUUAUUACGAACUGAAAAUCUAUGAUGAGUCAUUAAUAGCGUCAGUUCGUUUUUCCCAACGAUAUUUAACAACAACUUAUUUACCAGACAAAGCCAUUGAUUUGCUGGAUGAAACUUGUGGGCGAUUAGAAAUAAAUAUGGCAGCACUUCGCGAAGAGGAAAAGGAUGAAAUAAAGGAAUUUUCCCUCCAACAAGAAAUAAAAAAACAGAGAAAAAAAUUAGAAGAAUUAUUGGAAUUAGAUAGAAAAGAAAAUAAAAUUAUUCAGGAAUUAAAUCAGGCCAAGCGAGAAUUGGCCCAGGUCGAAAAGGAACUAGUUAUUUAUGAGGAAAAAGAAAUUGAUUUCACCAAGGCAGCCGAGCGAAGAUAUUCCACCCUGCCUUCCCUUAAAGAAAAGGUCAAGCGAUUAGAAACAGAAGCGAGCAACAAUGUAUUAAGAAAAUAUUUCAUUAACCAGGAAGACAUUGCUUUAACAAUUGCUCGAAAAUACGAUUUGCCAGUAGGAAAAAUUGUUGCUGACGAACAACAAAAAUUACAUUUUCUCCCAGUUAUUCUUCAAGAGCGAGUAAAAGGACAAAACCAAGCUUUGCGCUCAGUUGCUGAUGCCAUUUUUCGAGCGAGAGCCGGAGUUCAAGAUCCUAAUCGUCCUUCGGCUUCUUUUUUGUUUGUUGGACCAACUGGCGUCGGAAAAACUGCAGUAGCUUUGACGAUUGCCGAACAACUUUUUGACCAAAAAAAAAAUUUCAUUCGUUUAGACAUGACUGAGUUUUCUGAACCACACUCCAUUAGCAAACUGAUUGGUUCUCCGCCUGGUUAUAUUGGAUUUGAAGAACAGCCAAGACUAGAAGUUAUUCGCAAAAAAAUGAACAGUGUGGUACUUUUUGAUGAAAUAGAAAAAGCUCAUCCCGAAGUUAUCAAUAUUCUUUUACAAAUAUUAGACAAUGGUUUCCUUACUCUAGCUAAUGGGCGAGAAGUAAAUUUUCGCAAUACUAUUAUCAUUUUGACCUCUAAUUUGGGUUCUGAAUUAUACUUUGAGGGCAAGGAAAAAAACGAAUUAAAAGAAGAAGUGGAGUUUGAGUUAAAAAAUCAUUUCCGUCCCGAGUUCCUCAAUCGUUUAGACGAAAUAGUUUUCUUUAAUUCUUUAACAAAGGAAAUUAUUAGAGAAAUCAUUGUCAAAGAAUUAGAACUAUUUAUUCGGCGCAUCCAGCAAGAGAAAAAUAUUAAAAUAGGGUAUGGUGAAGAAAUAGUGGAAAAAAUUCUGCAAGAGGCUUAUUCUUUGGAGUAUGGUGCUCGUCCAAUUAAGCAUUAUAUCGAGAGGAAAAUUGGCACCUUGGUAGCGCGAGGAAUUAUUUCUCAGCUUCUCCACCUUGAAUUAGAAGAUUUAAAAGAAAAAAAUCUUCGUUUGUUAGCUGAGUUAAAAAAUCAGGAAAAAAACCACCGAGUAGCAAUAACUGAAGCGAUAAAAUAUGGUAAUGAAAGAUUGAUACAGCAAUUUCUUUUCUUUCCCGAUAAUUACGAGCGAGCUCUGCAAGUUGUACAACAAAUCGAACAGGAGCCAAACCAAGACCCCAAACUUCUGCAAAAAAAAAUCAAGGAUUUGCUGGAAGGAAUAGAAGAAAUCAAAGUUAUUCCUCUCCAAGAAACUUUUAAUCCCGAUUUGCAUACUGCUUUGGAGGUAGAAGAAAAUAAUGAUUAUCCGGAAGGAACUAUUUUACAAAAUUUACAAAAAGGUUAUAAGAUUCAUCAAAAGGUAAGUAAUAAAAUAGUAGGUAUUGACCUCGGAACAACUAAUUCUUGUGCAGCAAUUAAUGGCAAAGUUAUUGCUAAUAAGGAAGGUAAAAAUACUACUCCUUCGGUAGUGUUUUUCGAUGAAAAAGGGGAAAAAGUAUUGGCAGUCGGACAAGCAGCUAAAAAACAAGCAAUUGUCAAACCAAAACAAGUGGUUUUUGAGGCGAAACGGCUGAUUGGUCGGAAAUUUAAUUCGCCCGAAGUUCAAGAAUUUCGCAAAAUUGCUCCCUUUGAAAUUAUCUCGGGAAAAAAUGGCGACGCUUAUAUUAAAGUAGGCGAAAAAGAAUAUCCACCUCAACAGAUUUCGGCUUUUGUACUCCAAGCCAUGAAAGAAAUAGUUGAAGAUCAUUUAGGAGAAAGUAUUAAGAAAGCAGUAAUUACCGUUCCUGCUUACUUCAAUGACGCUCAACGACACGCGACCGAAGAUGCUGGAAAAAUUGCUGGCUUGCAAGUAGAAAGAAUUAUUAAUGAACCAACCGCGGCCGCUUUGGCUUACGGAAUUGAUAAACAAAAACAACUACACACUAUUGCUGUUUUUGACUUGGGUGGUGGAACUUUUGACAUUUCUAUUAUUGAAAUUGACGGAGAAGUCUUUAAAGUCAAGGCAACUAAUGGUGAUACUUUUUUAGGAGUUGAAGAAUUUAAGAAAGACGAAGGAAUUGAUCUGCGAAAAGAUAAAAUGGCUUUGCAACGUUUGAAAGAAGCAGCCGAAAACGCUAAGCAUGAGCUAUCUUCUUUAGAAACUACUGAAAUUUCUCUUCCUUUUGUCUCAGCAGAUGCUUCUGGUCCUAAACAUAUUAAUAAAAAAUUAACACGGCAGAAAUUUGAAGAACUAACUGCCGAACUUUUGGAAAAAUUAGCCUCACCAUGCGAGAAAUGUAUUAAAGAUGCCGAAGUCGCCAAAAAAGACAUCAACGAAGUUAUUUUGGUGGGUGGAAUGACCCGCAUGCCGAGCGUCCAGAAAAAAGUAGCCAAAAUUUUUGGUAAAGAGCCAAAUAAAACAGUCAAUCCCGAUGAAGCAGUGGCCUUAGGAGCUGCUAUUCAAGGCGGAGUAUUAUCCGGAGAUACUAAAGAUAUUCUCUUGUUAGAUGUUACUCCACUUUCAUUAGGUAUUGAAGUACAAGGUGGUAAUAAUGACGUAAUUAUUCCUCGUAAUACUACUAUUCCGACUAAGGCAACACGUGUUUAUUCAACGGCGGAAGAUAAUCAACCUAGUGUUCACGUGCGAGUUCUUCAAGGAGAACGACCAAAAGCUUUGGACAAUAAAGUGUUAGGGACUUUUGAAUUAAGUGGUAUUGAACCAGCUCCCCGCGGUGUUCCCCAAAUUGAAGUUACUUUUGAUAUUGAUGCUAAUGGUUUAGUUAGCGUCUCGGCCAAAGACAAGAAAACUAAUAAAGAGCAAUCAAUCACUAUUAAGGAUGGUAGUGGACUAAGUAAGGAAGAAAUCGAAAGAAUGAUUAGAGAAGCAGAAGAAAAUAAAGAAAAAGAUGAAGAAUACAAAGCCAAUUCUGAAUUACUCAAUCGUGCUCAAACUUAUUGCCACACUUUUGAAAAGCAAAUUGCUGAAUUUAGAAAACAUAAGGAUUUCAAUGAAAAUGACGAGGGAUUCAAAAAAUUUGAAGAAAUGUACAAAGGGUUGAAAGAAUUUGCUGAGAAAAAAGAUUACCCAGCCAUUAAAACUCAAUUAAAUAAAGUUGAAGAAAUGAUGAAAUUGGCUAAUGAAUUAGCCGAAAAAAUGCCAGCAGAAAAAGGUGAAAAAAAAGAUAAUGGUGAAGAAGAGGUAAUGGAUGUCCAACCAGAAAAAAAAGACGACGACAAAAAAUAA
Messenger RNA from Ambispora gerdemannii, 4230 nucleotides. Lineage: Eukaryota; Fungi; Glomeromycota; Glomeromycetes; Archaeosporales; Ambisporaceae. The record is from the annotation of a GenBank genome assembly.